AUCUGGUUGGGAUCAGGUAAGUAAUUCUAAUUCAUCCUGUAGACGCACUACGAUAAAGUCGGUUUUCUGUAGGUCAAGGAGCAGGAGCAGCAGCAGCACCCAGUUUCGAAAGCGGAUGUCCGCGGUUCCUUUUGAUUGAGGGAAUCUUUCCUGCUCGUCUCGAGCACAUAAAGAUUCCAGCGAACAUCAACAAACUAAGAUGAUAGCGUCACGCCUUGGCAGCAUAGCGCCUGUGCAAUCGCGGGGGGAUCUUUCGUUGCUGCGCACGCGUCCAUGUUGGGCGGGCGUCCCGCAACGAAGUAAUGCUCCACGUAGACUUCACGCAUUGUCUCAUUUGAGAGGAGAGCACAGCAUGAAAGCGUUGGCAGCAACUGAAAGGUCGGCAACAAUUUUGGAUGUCGCGGACAGCGGAGCACCAGGUCUCCUAAACCAGCAAAUCAAAAUUUCGUCCUCAGGAGACACCGACUCUGACGUUAGUCUUCGAGCAAGCGAACGAGCCUGUGAAUCCAUAAUGGUAGCGGAGACCGGGCUACAUUUUUUGACAAAGGCCGUACGCAACGUCGACCCGCGAUGGACUUUUUUUCCGUUGCCGCACCAUUGGCCGGCGUCUGCUUUGGUGCAAUAUGUCGAAGAAGGGCAAUUGCGACCAAGUGCGUGGUUCCCUGUCGUUGUGAAAACGACGUCGAAAGUAAAAUCUGGCCCAGAUACACUAAAGGCUUAUACUUCCUCAGAACGAAAGUUCUUGUACCACGACAUCAGGAAGCGUCCGUUCCCUUACGUUCUCGUUGCUCCGCACUCAAACAUAUUCUUCACGGUGCCCAGUUCAGCUCACACGCAAGGAGAAGAGCGUUUUCGUCUUAUUGGCGAAUCUGAACGUGUCACGAUUCCGGAGAUCAUAACUGCACUUCACCACGAGCGAGUCCAAAUGCAACUGCGUACAAAAUCAGAUUGGUUCCGAUUUUUCUGCAGCGGGAUGCUGGCCUCCGCACGUCAGGCCGUUUUCUGUGGCGCUAUUGCAAACAUGCAGGAGAAAGUUUACGGGCCACUCGGAAUCAGUCUGACGUUCCCAGAUGACGCGUCGCUGCGGUUUUUCAACAGUUAUGUUGAUUCUGCGCGCGCUCUCCACCGAGUACCAUCAGCGCGUUUGCCGCAAUACGGUCGCGCCCUGCGCGUCACGACAACGCAUCCUUCAAAAUCGCCAGCCACCCGCCCCUACUCCGUCGCCGAGAUGCAGACAGUCGAUUUCAUCUUUGCCCUGAACUACUUCCACGAAAAUGACGAGCUUCGGGGCUUCUACAUGUUUCCCACGGAGCAUUUGCUGCGGAUCCUUGGCCCGAGGCUUCCAGAUGGGACGCAGUGCCGGCGUGCCUACUGGCUGUAUUUUCCGGAAGAUGCGCAUGCAGCAAAGAUGGAGGGAGUCAGAGACCGCAUUGUGCACGAUAUGGAGUUCUAUGUCGACCUUCAAGUUGACGGAGCUCUUCAGAAAGUGCGCAAAUUUUUAGACCAGUAUUCGCGAUCAGGUAAAAGAGUUCCAACAUAG
Molecule: messenger RNA, 1540 nt
Organism: Amoebophrya sp. A120
Lineage: Eukaryota; Dinophyceae; Syndiniales; Amoebophryaceae
Source: the annotation of a GenBank genome assembly